AUGUACAACAAUAGACAACUCGCCUAUGCGCCGACGCCGUACAUACCGCGCUCCAAUCUCUCUGCGACCAUCAAUCUUGACGAGGAGGCCAAGCUGUCUACGAACAAUGCCGAACGAGACCUAUACGACUCCCUGGCCGAGAUUUAUAGCAUAAUCAUUACCUUGGAUGCCAUUGAAAAGGCCUACCUAAAAGACUCCAUCACCGAAGCCGACUACACCGAGACAUGCAGUCGCCUAAUGAAGCAGUACAAGUCCAAUCUUGCCAAUGAGACUGUCACGCGAGCAUUUGGAGACUUGGAUCAGUUUGCGAAGGAAUGGCAUAUGGAAUGCCCUCGAGCUAUUGAACGACUACGCGUUGGUAUACCGGCCACAGUCGAACAGGGACCAUCAAGACCAGCUCAGCAGGGCGACUUUGCUGAUGCGACGCUUGUCGUCAAUGCGACCGAGACCUUCAUCACCCUACUCGACGCCAUCAAGAUUGGGCUAGUUGAAAAGGACACGCUACAUCCCCUGCUCGUGGAGAUUAUACAGGCCGUCAACAAGGUCACCGAUGUCGACUUUGAGAGCAAGGGCAAGAUUGUGCAGUGGCUCAUCACCCUGAAUCAAAUGCGGGCAGCCGAGAAGUUGAGCGACGAACAGGCGCGCGAGUUUCAAUUCGAUAUGGACCAGGCCUAUUACGGUUUCAAGACGACACUGAAGAAAGCUUGA
This is a messenger RNA of Pyrenophora tritici-repentis Pt-1C-BFP, 708 nucleotides long. Its product is annotated as VPS28 domain containing protein. NCBI's taxonomy places the organism in Eukaryota, Fungi, Ascomycota, Dothideomycetes, Pleosporales, Pleosporaceae. Gene Ontology annotation, biological process: protein transport to vacuole involved in ubiquitin-dependent protein catabolic process via the multivesicular body sorting pathway. Gene Ontology annotation, molecular function: protein-containing complex binding. The record is from RefSeq and is a predicted model, not a curated record. Gene Ontology annotation, cellular component: ESCRT I complex.